AAGACCUGGGGAAAAAUAAUCGCUCUCAAAAGCUGUUUUAAGUUAUUCGACAUUUAUUACGACCCGUGUGGGAUACACAGGACUGGUAAACUGAUAUAGACCUCGUCCUUCGAUAAUCUCAUGAGUCAAUAAGCAGGAAGAAGAGGAAGAAGAAGAUAUGUGAUAGCAGAGAGAGGUUAGGUGUGAUAACCUAAGAAAUCUUCGAUGUUUCUUGAUAGCAAUUUUCUUUCCUAAAUGUCUAACUAAGAUACAUAAAAAGAUGGGUUGGGUAUUCGAAGUAGCUAAAAUGUUUAUGUACAUAUCGUUUCCUGUGGGAAUAUUUCAUUAUUAUCAUCAUCCAAUGAUCUUUGAGAAACUAAUGAUAGAGGAAAAGAAAAAGUAUUUUCCUCCUACGAGUAGGAAGCGGAAUGCAGAAGUGGAAGAUUUCAUUAACAAAUAUAAUUAUGAUAUCAAACGGAAACAACUGGAAGCGAUGGAGAUGCAGGAAAGAGGCAAAUAUUGAAAGAAGAUUUGCAAUAUUUCUGUUUUUAUGGCAAUGUACCGAUAAAAUAAAGUACCUGCUUCAUAGUUUAUAUAUCGAAGAUGAAACUAUUGACGAAGAAUUUUGAUGUCCCUUUUCUCUCUUAAAUUUAAGAAAGAAACUUGUAAAAUUGUAAAUCAUUAAAAAACUCUACUAAAG
This is a messenger RNA of Ooceraea biroi (clonal raider ant), 679 nucleotides long. RefSeq names its product protein PET100 homolog, mitochondrial. NCBI's taxonomy places the organism in Eukaryota, Metazoa, Arthropoda, Insecta, Hymenoptera, Formicidae. Gene Ontology annotation, cellular component: mitochondrion; mitochondrial inner membrane. Gene Ontology annotation, biological process: mitochondrial respiratory chain complex IV assembly. The record is from RefSeq and is a predicted model, not a curated record.